Molecule: messenger RNA, 537 nt
Organism: Nicotiana tabacum (common tobacco)
Lineage: Eukaryota; Viridiplantae; Streptophyta; Magnoliopsida; Solanales; Solanaceae
Source: RefSeq, a predicted model, not a curated record
AUGGCAAAAAACAAGAGCUUGAGCCGGAAAAAGGCACAAAUAAAGGCGCUAGAAUCUACGGUUGAAUGCUUAACAACUUUCGCAAAGACAAAGGCAAUCAUUUUCAUAAAAGCACAUGAACUUUCGAUUACGACGGGUGCUGAAGUUGGUCUUCUUCUCUUCUGCCCAAGUGAAAAAACAUAUACAUAUGGAUCUCCUCGUAACUUUGAUGCAAUUGCAGAUAAGUUUCUAAACUUGAAACUAAAUGAUGGCAAAAAUAAUUAUUCUGAUAUAGUUGAAUCUAAUUGCAAUAAGGAAUUUGAACGGUUGAUUGUUCAGAAGGCAAAACUGGAGAAACUUUUGGAUAUAAUUCAAGAAAUUCUGAAUCUUAGUACAUCGCCCAAUUUUGUUGCUCUUCGUCCAUCUUCAUCUGAAGAAAGUUGCGUAAUGAAUGAUUUGAAUGUUGUUGCUAACGCUGACGGUGGGAUACUUCUGCAGCUAAUUAAUUGGAGGCCAUUAUCAGUUGUCACCAGGGAAGAGUUUAUCCAGUUUUUUUGA